Syngnathus typhle (broad-nosed pipefish) is the source of this 2373-nucleotide messenger RNA. RefSeq names its product adiponectin receptor 2 (gene adipor2). The coding region runs from base 1 to 1344 and encodes 447 amino acids. The record is from RefSeq and is a predicted model, not a curated record. NCBI's taxonomy places the organism in Eukaryota, Metazoa, Chordata, Actinopteri, Syngnathiformes, Syngnathidae. The transcript is spliced from 8 exons. Gene Ontology annotation, biological process: adiponectin-activated signaling pathway. Gene Ontology annotation, cellular component: plasma membrane. Gene Ontology annotation, molecular function: signaling receptor activity.
AUGAAGAUGAGAACAACUGAAAUCUUUAAAAGUUUCCAGUUGUCCGGGGGGUCCAAUCCAGAGUGUGCGCCCAACCGCCACCGAGCGCUCCCUAGCAGAUUCACACGUCUGCUCAGUCCAAGCGUCCGCAGGGUGGAAGUCGGGUUCAAGCUGGACGAAGAAGAGGAGAGCGGGCCCGGCGGCCCGGCUUUCGUGCUGAGACACAGAACUUCCAGCCAUGCAGAGCACACUGCGGCGGAGCCUGCGAGAUCUUCCGCCGCACUCACCUCAGGUUCUUCAAAUGAACACCUCAGCACCGAUCUGUGCCACUCACACAAUGGGUCCCUCCCGACGUGCGACGAGGAGAGAAUACAAGAGGAGGAAGAUGUCAAGGGCGAGCGAGAAGAGAGGAGUAGCGACGAAGGCUUCAUGGGAAUGACGCCGCUUCUUCAGGCUCACCACGCCAUGGAGAAGAUGGAGGAGUUUGUACACAAGGUGUGGGAGGGCCGAUGGCGCGUCAUCCCUCACGACGUGCUCCCCGAUUGGCUGAAGGACAACGACUUCCUUGUGCACGGCCACAGGCCGCCCAUGCCUUCCUUCCGCGCCUGCUUCCGGAGCAUCUUCAGGAUCCACACCGAGACAGGCAAUAUCUGGACACAUCUGCUAGGCUGCCUGUUUUUCCUCUGCCUGGGCCUGAUGUACAUGUUCCGACCCAACAUGUCGUUCGUGGCACCGGUCCAGGAGAAGGUGGCUAUCGGCAUGUUCUUCCUGGGCGCCAUCCUCUGCCUGUCCUUCUCAUGGCUCUUCCACACAGUCUACUGCCAUUCGGAGGGCGUGUCCAGGGUCUUCUCCAAGUUGGACUACAGUGGCAUCGCCUUCCUGAUCAUGGGCUCGUUCGUACCGUGGCUCUACUAUUCCUUCUACUGCUCUCCUCAGCCGUGCUUCAUCUACCUGCUGGUGGUGUGCGUGCUGGGCCUGUCCGCCAUCAUUGUAUCCCAGUGUGACUUUUUCGCCACGCCGCAGUACCGAGGGGUCCGCGCAGGUGUGUUUGUGGGCUUGGGGCUGAGCGGCGUGGUCCCCACUCUCCACUUUGUCAUCAGCGAGGGCCUCAUCAGAGCCACCACCAUGGGACAGAUAGGCUGGCUUUUCCUCAUGGCCACGCUUUACAUCACCGGAGCCUGCCUGUACGCCGCUCGUAUCCCAGAGAGGUUCUUCCCCGGCAAGUGUGACAUCUGGUUCCACUCUCACCAGUUGUUCCACAUUCUGGUGGUGGCAGGCGCGUUUGUCCACUUCCACGGCGUCUCCAACCUGCAGGAGUUCCGCUACACAGCCGGAGGAGGUUGCACUGAUGACAGAAUGCUCUAACACACGCCGCGUGUUCACACCUUACUACAGGGAGCCGGCCAGCGCUUGCUUCUUAAUAAUGAUGCACACACUCGCUGGCCUCCCUCCCUCCUCAGAGGAGGACAAACGUGGCUUGUCAUGUCGUGGGGCGGCCUCGCACGGGGCACCAAUUCAAAACUGACGCGUUCGCCACUUUUUGAGAGGUCUGCUAAUUGCUAGCUAGAACCUCUGGACAUUAACAAUCCAUUUCUUCUUGGAGAUUUUCAAGAUUUUUAUCGCAAAGGAAGCAUAAAUUUUCUAUAAAAUAUUUUUUGGGGAGGGUGAGUUUUUGUUUGUUAGAAAGCAUUUUUUUUUCUAAUUCAAAGCUAAAGAGCAUUCAUAUUUAAAAAGUACUUGAAUAUCUUCCGUGAUUGUGGGGGUUACAAGGGGCUUCUUAGGGGUAUCGCUUUUAAAUAAAAUUAGGAACAAAAAAUAUAGCUGUGUUGGUGAGGAUGCGGUGCUACAGUGGAACUAUUUUUCCUACUUUAUGGAAUAUGCAAGGAAAAGCAUUGAAAAUGUCUCAGAUUUUCUUUUUUCUUUUCCAUCUCUCAUGUUUGCCGCACCUUCCAACUCAGAGCUCUUGCGAAUGUUUGCGCUCGAAACCAAAUCUAGAAUAAUAUGAAAGAAUAUUCUUAAUAUGUAGCCAUUUUUAUUCAUUUAUUUUCUCUCAAUACCGUCAUUUUUUUAUGCAUUUUAGUCAGAUUGAAAGCAAAACCAAAUAAAUCACAUUUAAAACGUCAACAUUAAAAGACAUCAGUAAACAACUCAAAUAUGACAUAAGGCUUCUAUUCUUUGAAUGAUUUCUUUAUUUUUUGUGAAUCUGUUUUUGACAUCAACGUGCUCUGGUAAUGAUUGAUGAGUCUUCAAAUAUCUAUUUGCUUUUGUCAUGAUAUAUUUUUAUUAUGUUUACCUUCUAUUAAUUUAUUGCAAGUGCGUUGUGAUGGGAAUGUUUGCUACAGAGAUCUUCAUAUCUGCUGUACUGUUCUAAUAAAGAUGAUUUGGUGAAUUGUA